Messenger RNA from Komagataella phaffii GS115, 1731 nucleotides. RefSeq lists its product as hypothetical. Gene Ontology annotation, biological process: transmembrane transport; xanthine transport. NCBI's taxonomy places the organism in Eukaryota, Fungi, Ascomycota, Pichiomycetes, Pichiales, Pichiaceae. Bases 1 to 1731 code for a protein of 576 amino acids. The record is from RefSeq and is a predicted model, not a curated record. The transcript has a single exon. Gene Ontology annotation, molecular function: xanthine transmembrane transporter activity. Gene Ontology annotation, cellular component: membrane; fungal-type vacuole.
AUGGAAAAAGUAUCAUCAAAUUUGAGAAGGGUGAAGACCAAGUUCACAACCAAAGAGGGUUUGAUUGGGGACUACAACUAUUCCCAAUUAUUCAUCCCUAAGAUCCCAAUCUAUUCAGACUGGAAGCAAAGAAAAUCGGGCCAGAUGAUCUCUACCCAACCUUUCUUUGGUUUAAAUGACAGUAUGCCUGUUCUGUUAGGAGCAAUCUUGGGUUUACAACACGCUCUGGCCAUGUUAGCUGGUAUCAUGACUCCUCCCAUCAUUAUAUCUGGUGUCGCCAAUUUUGACGUUGACACCACCCAGUACUUGGUUUCUGCCUCUUUGAUCAUCUCGGGUCUUCUUUCCAUGAUCCAAAUUACCCGUUUCCACUUCUACAAGACUCCUUACUACCUCGGUACGGGUCUGAUUUCCAUGGUGGGUACCUCCUUUGCAACUAUUACGAUCGUCACCAAGGCUAUCCCAAUGAUGUAUGUGAACGGUCAAUGUCCCACUGCUGAGGACGGCACAUUACUACCUUGUCCCGAUGGAUACGGAUCUCUGUUGGGAACUGCUGCUUGUUGCUCUCUGCUGGAAAUCACCCUUUCAUUCAUGCCUCCAAAAGUUCUGCAACGGGUUUUCCCACCUUUGGUCACAGGUCCUGUCGUUUUGCUUAUUGGUACCCACUUAGUUGAGUCUGGUAUGAUGAACUUGGUUGGUGGUUGUGGUGAAGGAAACGUCUGUGUUGUUGGUAGUCAUUCGGCUCCAUGGGGUUCUGCUCAGUUUAUUGGUCUUGGUUUCCUUGUCUACGUCACUAUUGUCAUUUGUGAAAAAUGGGGUUCUCCUAUUAUGAAGUCAUGUGCCGUUAUUAUGGGUCUGUUGAUGGGUUGUAUCGUUGCUGCUGCCACUGGUUACUUCAGUCACGCUGGUAUUGACGCUGCCCCCGCUGUCACUUUCCCAUGGGUGAAAACUUUCAAACUCACUGUUUAUGGCCCUGCAGUGCUACCAAUGUUAGCUGUUUUCGUGGUUUUAAUGAUGGAGGCUAUUGGUGAUAUUACUGCAACUUGUGAGGUCUCCAGAACCAACGUCGAAGGUAAGGAGUACGAGUCUAGAAUUCAAGGUGGUGUCCUUGCUGAUGGUCUCAACGGUUGUCUAGCUGCCUUGAUGACUAUGACUCCUGUCUCUACAUUUUCUCAGAACAACGGUGUUAUUUCUAUCACCAAAUGUGCCUCAAGAACUGUUGGUUACUGGUGUUGUUUUUUCUUAAUUAUUAUGGGUAUCUUUGCCAAGUUUGCUGCAGCAUUGGUCGCCAUUCCAAGACCAGUCUUAGGUGGUAUGACUACAUUCCUGUUCACAAGUGUGGCCGUAUCUGGUAUCAAGAUUAUCGCUACUACUCCCUUCACCAGACGUGACAGAUUUGUGUUAACUGCAUCUUUGAUGUUCGGUAUUGCUGCUGUAUUGAUUCCAGACUGGUUCUCCUAUGUCUUUACAUAUGACGGUGACAACGGUGGUCUGCAAGGAUUCUUUGAUGCCAUUGUCUUGGUCAUGGAAACUGGUUUUGCUGUGACCGGAUUCCUGGGUGUCAUUCUUAACUUAUUCCUACCACAAGAGCUGGACGACAACAUGACUGCUGACAUGGACGUUUACGAGCAACAGAUUGUCACCGACGAUGUUGCUGUGUCCAGUUCAUCUGAAGACAACAAGUCCGCCGAUAGAGGCGACGUCAAGCUUAACACAUUCAAAGCCGAAGCAUAA